AUGGAUGAUAUGAAUAAGUUCGAUGUGACUACUGAUAGUUCAGAAGCUGAUGAAAAAAAUUCAAAUUUUGCCGUUGAUACUGCUCCGAAUACUUCUUUUAAUAAUACAAUUGCCAUUUCAGACUCAGUUGCUAAUUCAACAUUCUUUACAAGUGAAUCCGACGAAGGUGCUAGUCUUGUUGAUAUGCGAUCUGUUGUUCCUGUUGAAUUGCGUUCAUUGGAUGAGACGUUAUUAGAAGAAAUAACAUUUAUUCAAGCUUGCAAAUAUCUAUCUCGUAAUGCAGUGAAUAAUGCUACGUGUGAUUUGGAAAAGUAUCUUACAACAUCGCAUCUGACAUUAUCAAACAAACGUCAAGUCUGUCGUGCAUUUGGCUCAAGUGUGACCGCUUUAGACGACUAUGCCGAACGUGUCAUACAAAAGAAGAAAAAACAAAAUAAAACAAUGGCACUAGCAACAAAAAUCCAGCAAAUAUCAACAACAAAAUCACGAAAACAAACAAUCACGACCCUAAAAACAACAACAACCAGUUUUAUUGAUAUAGUGACCAGUAAUCAUUUAGAUGUCCUUCGUGUAUUAAUCCAUGAUUCUGAGCGGAGUCAGUCUCCGCUAACAUUUGAGAAAACAAAAAUAAUGUAUCAAACUUUCUGGUAGUGAUACAUUAUAACGACAGGAUCUUAUCAGGUAUAAUCGUGUAAUAAACUAAUAGUUCAAAGCAAAUCACAACAAGAACACCCAAUAAAACGUUUUAUCAGUGAGAAACAUCAACGAAUACAGCUAUCGUUGCAUCGGGUAUGGUUA
Messenger RNA from Didymodactylos carnosus, 798 nucleotides. Lineage: Eukaryota; Metazoa; Rotifera; Eurotatoria; Philodinida; Philodinidae. The record is from the annotation of a GenBank genome assembly.